Sitodiplosis mosellana (orange wheat blossom midge) is the source of this 2268-nucleotide messenger RNA. RefSeq lists its product as uncharacterized. Lineage: Eukaryota; Metazoa; Arthropoda; Insecta; Diptera; Cecidomyiidae. The record is from RefSeq and is a predicted model, not a curated record. The coding region runs from base 970 to 2202 and encodes 410 amino acids. The transcript is spliced from 7 exons.
CUUACGUACAAUAAGUGGCUGCAUACUGUUUUACUUUUUUUGCUUAUCAAUAUUUCAUUAUCAUUUAUCAAUCAAUUUGUGAAUAAUUUCCUGCAAAUGCAAACUCCAAAAAGGGAAAAAGAACUAUUCAAAUAAUCGUGCAAAGAAAACCUGUUUAAAUGUAAAACAAUGAAUAAAAAUGAGCUCAAGACUGCCUGAAACGAAUUCAAAUCGGAGAGCCGAAUUUUCAUAAACUCGUGCCGAUGCGCAGAUAACAGUGUGAUUUAACGCAGGCGAACUAUUGUCGCUAUGUGCUCUGCAUAUCGUUCAAAGUACCAUCUGAUUUGAAAUACACAAUACGGAAUACGCACAAUUAAGUGAGUGAGCAACGUAAUGACCACUGGCUUGUGCAUUGACUGUCUCGCUCCAACCACUUGCUAAGUGAUUGGUUUUUUUUUCGGCUUCACUUUUGAACGAUUUACCUACAUUUGAUGAUGCUGUAAACCACACCAACAUAAUAGCAACAGCAACGGAAAAAACAACCAACUCACACGCUGACAGCAAUAAAUAAACAAAAUGCCCAUAAAAGCAUGAUAAAUACCACUAUAUCUACAUAAAUAUAGACGAUUUGGCCGAUCGGAAAAAAAUUUAUUGAACGAAUAAAAGAGAAGGAAAAACUGGAUUCACCAGCGUCUAUUUUAAAUGAGCAUGUGAAUUGAUUACUUAAGGAUCAUUCACUCGAUAUGCUUACAGAAUUUCAUGCAAACCUGUUUUGGGUCGAACGCAGAAAUAAUAAAGUAUCAAACAUGAAUUCAAAAUAUUCCGCAAAUCCAGAAUAUUCAUUGCGACGAAAUAGAUAUUUAUUUCGAAACUAAAUUACACUGAAAAUUAGUCUAUCUGAAGCUGUUGAAAGUGAACCACACAUUUCAACGGUGUUUGUUUAUUAUAAUUUUUUCUUGCUGGGGAGACAGAUAAAGAGAGAGUGAGACGAUGUUGAAUCAAAUCAGUGAAAUUAUUCCAUUUCUUGAAAAAUCGUUAAACGCAACGAUUUUGGAUUAUUCGGCCGCUCCGUUGACCGCACGAGGCGAUAAUUUCGGUAGCACAAUAUUGGCAAUAAAUAUCAAAGUUAAGCUAAACACAAUCAAUGAUUUAUUGGGUGAGGUGAAAAUAAUUCAGUUGGCAGUAAAAUUUCCGGUUACGAAUGAUAUUCUCACAGCGAUAUUUGAACCGACAAUCACUUGUGUCAAAGAAAAUUCUUUCUAUGUGGAAAUUGUACCAGCUCUUUUUCAAUUCCAACGUGAAUGUGGCAUCAACGAAAAUGAUCUGAUUGAUAUUUUCAUUCAGUGUUAUGGAGCACGCAAUUCACUCGACAGCAAUUUUAAAGUUGCAGACCAGAAUGCUCUUCUUGUGCUGGAAAAUAUCAAAUCCAGAGGAUUUAAAAUCGGAGAUCGGGCCAAUGGUUUCAAUAUGCGUGAUGCAGAAGUGGUACUUGAGAAUAUGGCAAAGUUUCAUGCUGUUCCCAUUGCGUUGCGUUUAUUAAGACCGAAGAUAUUUGACGAAAAGAUCCGACCAUAUUUACAACCCACGAAAAUAUUCGGGCAAAUCGAUACAGACGGUGAAAUAACGCGAAGUCUUAGUGCCAGUGUUGACAAAGUUUCAGGACUCGAUGAAAAUCUGCGACAAAAGGUCUUGAACCAGCUAAAACAGUGUAGUGAUUGGCGCCACCAGAAUUUGCCUGCACAAGAUACGCCGUACACAGGGAUUUCGCACCGUGAUUUAUGGACCAAUAACAUCAUGUUUACGUGUGAUUCCACGGGGCGCAUUGACAAAGUCAAAUUCUGUGAUUACCAACUGAUGACAUAUGAUUCAUUUGCAAAUGAUUUGGUAUUCUUUGUGUUCAGCAGCAUAAAUGGUUCGAAUCGAAAAGGGAAUAUCGAACACUUCUUUCAGUAUUAUCACAAGCAUCUUUAUCAAACACUGGCCAUGCUCAACUGUCCGCUGGACGAUUACACAUAUGAAAAGUGUCGGUCGGAGAUUGAAUCCCGAGCAAAAUACGAACUAGAACACAUAUUGAGUAUGUUGCGAGUAAUUUUAGCAGAGAAGCAGACAAAGCCAGGAGAAUUAAGCGAAGACUUCUUCUUCCGUGACAAUUUUGUUGGACCGAAUUUCUACAAUGUACUUUUAGACCUUUUAAACGAAUUCGAGCAAUUAAAUUUUAUUUGAAAUUUGACGAAUUAAUGUAACAUACGUUUUUUGUCCAAUUAAAAGAAAAAUUCAUGUGUAAACAAA